AUGGCGAAAAUCGAUUCUCCAUCGCCGCCUGCAGCUGGUCCUGGCCCCGAAGAGCUCGACGAUUACAUGUCCAUGACCAUCGCAGAGCCCGCCAAGCCAGCUGAGAAAGAAACCUACACCCAGCGCCGAAUACGCAAGCAACGUGAAGCCGAAGCGAGAUCCCGCCCCAAGUCCAAGGCCGAGCUCGCCGCCGCCGCCGCCGCCGCCCGCGACGAUGCCCUCUCCACCGCUCUCCCCAACUCCUCCAAAGGAUUCCAGAUGAUGGCCAAGCUCGGCUUCAAGCCCGGAGCCGCGCUGGGCGCUUCUUCGAAUCCGAACGCGCGGACCGAGCCGCUUCAUAUAUCCGUCAAGGAGGAUAGAGGGGGCGUGGGGAUGCAGAAUGAGAAGAAGAGGAAGUUCAGGGAGGAGGUGGAAGGGGUGGAGAAGAAGCAGAGGGCUGAAGAGGGGGGUUAUCGGGAGAGGGUUGCGAAGGAGAGGGAGGGGAAGAGGGUUGAAGGCAUGUUUUGGGGUGCGAUGAGGGUGCUGGAGGGGUUGGAGCAGCCGGAGGGGCGGGAUCAAGUGCCGGUGAAGAAGGUGAAUGUUCUGUGGAGAGGUUUGGUGAGAGAGCGGCAAGAGAAGGAGAGGGAGAGGCGUGCAAGGUACGAUCUACAUCAGGGCUUUUCGAGGAGUGCGGCGUAUGUGGAUUUCGAGGAGGACGAGCAGGAUAGGCAGGCGUUGGGAAAAGAGGAGGAAGAUGUGGAAGAGGAGGACGAGGAGUUGAAUGAGUUCCUGAACCUUGAAGGAAAGGAAAGGUUGAAGAGACUGGUAGGGUAUCUACGGAAGGAGCAUCAGUACUGCUUUUGGUGUAAAUUCAAGUACGUGGAUGAGACGAUGGAGGGUUGUCCGGGGUUGGAAGAAGAUGAUCAUGAUUAG
Letharia columbiana is the source of this 912-nucleotide messenger RNA. RefSeq lists its product as uncharacterized. The transcript is spliced from 2 exons. NCBI's taxonomy places the organism in Eukaryota, Fungi, Ascomycota, Lecanoromycetes, Lecanorales, Parmeliaceae. The record is from RefSeq and is a predicted model, not a curated record. Gene Ontology annotation, molecular function: nucleic acid binding. Gene Ontology annotation, cellular component: kinetochore. Bases 1 to 912 code for a protein of 303 amino acids.